AAAUUUUUUAAAAUCCAGUCCAUAUUAUAAAUUGCUGAAGCUGAUAAAGCCUUUCUUCUUCAACAACUCUUUCAGUAAGAGUAACCAGAAAAACUUCUUCAACAGCCAAUGCUAAAACUCCAAAUACGACGUCGUUACAUCCCUCUAACCCAAUUCUCUUCUCUCUUCUCUUCUCUCUCCUCCGACGCCGACGACCCACCUUUCUCACUCAUCCCAAAACCCCAAAACAAUAACAAGAGAGAGAAAAAACCCCACAAAAAUCCCCAAAAUGUCCCCAAUUUUCCGGUAAAUUCCGACCUACCCUUCGACUUCAGGUACUCAUAUUCUGAGUCCGACCCGUCGGUAAAGCCCAUUGGGUUCCGUGAACCGCCCAGGUUUUCUCCGUUUGGGCCGGGCCGGCUUGACCGGAAAUGGACCGGGACGAAUGCUCCGGCCCAAGGGGAAACAGAGGAGAGAGAAAAGUGGGAGAUGGAGAAAGAGAGAGUUUUGGGUGAGCCGCUUUCGGAAGAAGAGGUUGCUGAGCUUGUGGAGAAGUAUCGUCAUAAUGAUUGUAAUCGCCAGAUUAAUAUUGGGAAGGAUGGAGUUACCCAUAACAUGUUGGAUGAUGUCCACAACCAUUGGCGGAGAGCUGAGGCUGUGAGGAUCAAAUGCUUGGGAAUUCCAACUCUUGAUAUGGACAAUGUUUGCUUCCACCUCGAGGAUAAAUCAGGUGGAAAGGUCAUCUACCGCCACCUUAAUGUUCUACUUUUAUAUCGUGGUAGGAAUUAUGAUCCCAAAAAUAGACCUAUGAUUCCUUUAAUGCUUUGGAAACCUCGUGCUCCAAUUUAUCCGAAGCUUGUGAAGAAUGUUGCUGAUGGCUUGACUUUCGAAGAAACCAAAGAAUUGAGGAACCAGGGGCUUAAUUCUCUUGCUCUCAUGAAACUCACCAGGAAUGGUGUGUAUGUGAAUGUGGUGCAAAGAGUGCGGGAUGCCUUCGAGACUGAAGAGGUAGUGAGACUGGACUGUACCUAUGUUGGAACCAGCGAUUGCAAAAGGAUUGGUGUGAAACUUAGGGACCUAGUACCAUGUAUCCCAAUCUUGUUCAAGGAUGAGCAAAUUAUUCUUUGGAGGGGAAAAAGCGACCAAGAGAAUCAAGCUAGCUACAAAAAUGAGCCAUCAAAUUUGUAGUCAUGAAUGAGAAUUGCUCUGUUAUUACCCAACAUCUUAUCAGUACUGUUGGCUUCAGGUUGGUCUGAGUCAGAGAUGUACUCAUUGAUCUUCGUCACACUUUCUUAUAUGUCAAAUGGGAAGAUUGUUUCACCCAAUCAGGAGGUUUCUCAUGCUUGAAGCUGCUGUAUGCCAUAAAGAUUUGAAGCCGGACCAUCAUUACAUACUUGUAUAGUUCUACUUAAAGGAGUGGAUGACAAUGAGUCCUAGUGAUUGCUGCUCUGAGUUCUGGUCGUGGUUGAUUGGGAAGGUGGAGAUGAUUGGAGAUGAGAAGAGAUACCUGAGGAUUCUUAUGUUCAUUGUGGCAUCAUGUUUGUUUCAUCUGAAGCUUGGUCAAUAUCUAUGACAAUUGACAAUGCACAAGUUGUAGCUUCAACUGUUGUGGUUGUAGUGAUUCCCUACCUUGCUCUACAGUUCGUACCCUGAUAAUUACAAACUCUAUAUGAGAUUAAAUCUUGUACUUAUAUUUAUUUUAUGUCAACAUGAACAUACAUCUAUAAUAUAAUUAACAUAUCUUCCUUCGA
This is a messenger RNA of Chenopodium quinoa (quinoa), 1730 nucleotides long. Its product is annotated as CRS2-associated factor 2, mitochondrial-like. NCBI's taxonomy places the organism in Eukaryota, Viridiplantae, Streptophyta, Magnoliopsida, Caryophyllales, Amaranthaceae. The transcript is spliced from 5 exons. Gene Ontology annotation, molecular function: RNA binding. The record is from RefSeq and is a predicted model, not a curated record. The coding region runs from base 109 to 1167 and encodes 352 amino acids. Gene Ontology annotation, biological process: Group II intron splicing.